Drosophila elegans is the source of this 3596-nucleotide messenger RNA. RefSeq lists its product as uncharacterized. The transcript has 5 exons. The record is from RefSeq and is a predicted model, not a curated record. Lineage: Eukaryota; Metazoa; Arthropoda; Insecta; Diptera; Drosophilidae. The coding region runs from base 187 to 3558 and encodes 1123 amino acids.
AUCCGCAGCUCAGAGAAUUACAAUUGUUUUAAUCGAAUAGAAAAGUGAUUAUAAGUGCGCUUUAAUUGGACGGCAAUCAAUAUAAAUAAUUGAGUGUUUUCAUUUUAUUCCGCUGCAUCCAAUCGAACCUACGGCACAAUAUAUAUAUAAAAACUCCGUCGCGCAAUACUUGAUGGAUGCAGCUCCAUGCGGCCCCACCGCCACCAACGACAUCUGCUAGCGGCGGCAGCCACGCUCUGCUGUCUGUUGGCCAUCAUCGUCCAGCCGGUCCUCUCGGAUGAUCCCCCACCCCCACUCGCAUUCGGACCCACAAUUCCCACCCAGAACUCCACGGAACAGGCAGCCGAGUCAGCCCUGAGCGACAGCGGCCCCAAGGAGCUUAAUAAGCAGGCAGCCGGCCAACUCAUCCGCGAGGUCAUCGAAGGCACCAGUACCAGCACUAGCACUAGCCUGGGAAGGGAACUGCUGGAGGACACAGAUCCGGAGAGGGAACUGGAGGCGUCAGUUACAGAAAAAGAAGACGAGUUCGUGGGUGUCCCAGGCUUUCUGCCCACCGUGCUGCCUCCGAGGGAUUCGGAUACUCCCGCCAAUGGGCAUGGCUACAUCCAGUUCGACAUCAACGAUGAGCUGCCGGUGGAGGUGGCCCGUCGCCAAAGGCCCAUUGAGCAGAUUGUGACUCGCUCGCGAACGGACACCGUCAACGAGGUGCUGUCCAAUCUGUUCCCCAAGGGAUUCUCCGACAUUUUCCGCUUUAGUGGAAACACGGAAGCAUCUACAUCCACCACGACGACCACUACCACCACUACCACCGAUAAAGCGGUGGCGCGACCCACAGUGGUGGAUGUGGUCAGCACCACCCAGGCCGUCACCACUGAAAAAGCUACAGAGGCUCCAGCUCCAGCUACAGCCCCAAAUGCCACUUACUACAGCUACCAGACCACCGUGACGAAGGAGUACCGUCGGGAGCUGGGGCCGGGCCACACGGAGAUCGUGGUGGAGCAGAUCCGGGAUCCGGGAUUCCGGGACGGCAGCAACCACAUUUCACGCGAUGAGCUGCUAAGGAUCAACCGGGCUGCAGUGGCUGCUCCCGUGUUGCCCAGUGUGCUACUCCAACCGGAGGGCGAUGACAAUGAGACGCUGGUGGCGGCAGAAAGUUCUCCCAUCGUGAUCCUGGGCGAGCACGAGGUGGAGCUGGAGGAGGGCCAGGAGAUCGACGACAACCAGAUUGCGGAGACGCGCCACGUGGGCAGAGAGGCGUACCAACAGCGCCUGCCAGCUCCGACCUUCAAUGGCGUCGAGAGCUAUGCCAACCAGAAGGGUCCUGGUCAGGAUCAGGAGAUCAAUGUGCACAUCGUGCACGACGACACUGUGGAGAAAUCGCAGAAGGGACAGGGAAAGGUACUUCAAGAGGAGGUCAAGUUGCAGGCGCCCCAGCACUCGCUUGACCACUUCCAGGUGCACAGUGAGCAGCGAUUCCAGCAGCAUCACCCCAGCCCCGAGGCUCCUUCGCGCCAGUUCCUCAAGAGCUUCAAUCCCAUCGUCCAGGGCAGUGGUGUUGGACCCCUGCCGAAGGGCAGUUUCCACUACGAGGGGCAGAGUCCUCCGCAGCGGCCAAAUCUUCGCCAGCCAAAGGAGGAAGACUAUGGAAAGCUUGUGAGACCUGCUGCCCAGUUGGCCUACCAACAGGAGUUCAGCCAGGUGACUCCACAGGUUCAAAAACAGCCGGAGCAGCAGAAGCCGGAAUCGCUGCACACCAAGGCGAUUUCCUCGCCCUUGCCGGCGGUGCCGCAAUACUCCGGCUAUGCAGGUCCCACUCCCGCGUCCGCCACACCCAAUAGCCUGGUUUUUGUCACCUUGAACACGCCAUCGCCACCUCAUUCCUCGCCAGCUCCUCAGGUGGCUCAUUCUCACACCCUCGAGCCAGGUGUCCAGAUCACAGUCAAUCAUCCGUCUCCACAUACGUACGUGGCGGAGGCAGCCGCCGAGCAAUCCCAGCAACAUGUCGUUCAAGCUCCAGUUCCCAAGAAAUCAAGUCCCUACACCUUCGUGGAAGUGCAGAAAUCCGUGAACAUCCACAACAAACUGAUCACGGAGAAGGAUGGACGUCUGGUGGAACAGCACGAGACCAUCUACCACCAGCCCUAUCUGCUCAACCACCUGCCGUCGCCUGCUCCGGCUGAUCCGACCAAGAGUUACUCAUCUCUGGCCAAAAAUCCCAUCCACGUAGAGUACGACAGUUCGCCCCAAGAGGUGGCCAUUUCGCAUGCAGCCAUUCAUCUGGACACCGGCCAUUCGGAUCACUCUGCUCCAGGUCCCGUUCAGCAAACGGUUCAUCCGGGUCCCAUUUACACUCCGACUGAGCAGGAGCAGCAGGUGCAUCAUCAGGAGAAUCAUGUGCAACAGGUUCCUCAAGAUCAUCAGGUGCAUCAAGAUCAUCAGGUGCUCCAUGAGCCGCAGCUGAACCAUGAACCUCAGAUUCAUCUUGAACAUCUUGAACAUCUUGAACACCAUGACCACCAUGAUCACCAUGACCACCACAACCACCAUGACCACCAUGAGCACCCUGCUCCACAACCAUAUCACGACCACGACCACGACCACAACCACCAUGCGCAGCAGGUGGUGGAGAAGCAUAUACCGAUUCCCUAUGCCGUGCCACAGCCUGUGCCCGUGCCCGUCCACGUGGAGCACUACGUGGAUCGUCCCUAUCCGGUGGAGACGAUUGUGGAGCACCCCGUGCCCUAUCCCGUCGAGCGGGUGGUGGAGAAGAUCGUGGAGAAGCACGUGCCCGUGGAGGUGGAGCGCAUUGUAGAGAGGCCCGUGCAUGUGGAGAAGAUUGUGGAGAAGUUCGUGGACCGCCCGAUGGCCAUUCCGAUUCACGUGCCCGUGGCCAUACACAUGCCCAUGCCACCCGGUCACUCCUCCCUGGCCUUCGCCCACCACGGCCAUCCCAAUGCCCUGACUCCCUGGGCCCACUCCGUGGCCCACAUUCCGCCGAAGGUGCUGCAGAACUACUACACGCGGAUGCUCAAGAAGCUGUUGCCCCAACUGACGGCCAAGGCCCCAGCUGCCCCGCAAUCCCCCAAGGCGGUGAAAUUGAGCAAGCCGGUGGCAGCCAUUAAGCAGCCGGUGAAGCCCGUGAGGGGAGAGGCGCCCAAGGUGGCCACCUUCAGUUUGGCCGACAUGAAGUUCGACCUUCGCCCACCGCCGCCGCCGCAGGGUUCGCCUUGGCUGCAGGGUGCCCGCUACAUCUACAACACCCUGCCCGUCGACCUGGCCACCGCCGCCGCCUCCUCGGCUCCCGUCCAGAUGGUCAAAUCCUACAUUGGCCCCGUUCCAGCCACCACCUCCUCCGUUUCGGGCCCCGGCGAUGCCCCGCUGACCAGCGAGUUCGAUGAGUUCCAGCGAUGGCGCAACGGGCACUCACUGAAACGCAGUCCCGACUUCGGGCGCAACCUUCAACUGGAGUACGGAUUCAAGCCCCCUUUGGUGCCGUCCAUGGAAAUCGACGAUAAGGGGAAUCCCCUCAAGCAGGCGGAACAAUCGGAGACGCAGUGAUGGAAUAUGAGUGAAGAGCAAAGAGUGCGGAGACAAAA